AUGGGAAUUUCCGCCCUGAUCAAUGCCGUGUUAGCUUUCUGCGCAAUAUGGCUGCAUCGUGGGGGAUUCAUAUACGCAUCGGAAUAUAAUUUUGACUACCAGGGCGAGUUACUCGUCAACAAUGCUGUCGUUCGAUGUCGGAUGGAUAUUGCAUACCCUCUUAAAGAAACCGUGAUAUGCCCGAUCUAUGUCGAAGGGACAGAAUAUGUUUGGCAUCCUCGGCCUAAUUCGAAUGAAGACGGUGAUGUCAACUCGUAUGUGAGUAACAACGGCAAGCUUCGCUCUAUACCACUUUCGAAUGUAUUGCUCUCCGAAGCCGAGAAUCCACUCAUCUGGUUGGUGUCAAAUGAUACGUCAACGGAACUGCGUUUGGAUUUUUCAGCCAACGAAUUAUUUGCCAGUACAGAACGUCGCCUGAUAUUUAUCUGCGGACCUAAAGAUUUGGUUCUGAAUGCUGAAUUGCAGCGUCAACUGCACCGCCUCGAUGAUUUCGAUGGGAUGCAAGAGCUUCCUUGGACCCAAGAAACACCGCUGACUCAAGAAAUAGCGAAGAUAGGGCAUGGAUUGGGCGUGUUCUACUUAGACAGAGGACGCAUGGAUCGACCACUCCAGGGCUGUGGAAGCCGCCCCUCGCCUCUGUUUGACGCAGAGAAUGAGGUUUCCAUAGAUAGAAAGACCGGAGCGGUUUCAUGCGUGGCAGAUCCUAUGUCCGAAUCACGUAUUGGAUUUCUUUGCGAAGGCUGGAUUGAUCCUCCUAAUUGCAUGAAAUAUCUUAUCAACAACAACGAUGAAAUUGUGACAGCCUAUCCCCCAAACGCUUAUUUGAAUUUCGAAGAAAGUAAACCCUGGGUGGUAGCACGAUAUUUUAUUAAUUUCGCAUUACCUCCUUUCCAUGGUGAAUGCAGGUGCAUAAAUCCCGAGACAGGUGCUGUGAUGGCAAAGAUGAAGAUUCGCCGGAAAACCGAGUACGUUUGUGACAUAGCGAGUAUGAUGUUGCGCAACCGGGUGCGGCCAAUCCGUGGCCCUUGGUGUUCGGUGGUACUUCAUCCAGGCAGCACCUUGACGAUACGGUUACCAGCACCGGUAGUGAAUUCGUCGUCUAUCGACGAACAAAACGAGGGAGAUGACGACGGGGAUAUAGAAGAAGAUGCAAUUACUGUCCCAUUCUCCCAACUGCCAUCUGUCUAUGAAUACGAAACUGAGUUUCUGCCGAAGGACAUGACCACGCUGCGUCAGAUAAAAUCACUGCGUGACAUUGAUCAUUACGACGAAGUUGCAUACGACCAAGCCCUUGCUGGCGAUGCUCUUGAGUUGGAUGCAUCUCAAAUAUCACGGGGUGAGGUGAAGCUGAAGUACCGUUCAGACAAACCUCUGGCUUUAAAGGGAGGAUUGAACUCAUUCUUGUAUCACUGGAAGUUGGUAUCUAAAAGCGAAAACGUUGCCAACGAGACACGCGCCGUGGUCAAUGUGUCCUUCGCGCUUACUCAUCAUUAUGACAUCAUUGGAUCCGACCUGGGGGAGCCAAGUGUGUUUGACCCAGACAGGAGCAAGGACGGGUGUUCCACCAAGCCUAUGGGUAACGGUCUAGGGGGAACGUAUGAAUGCGUCAACGAUAUGUCGACGACAGAUGAACACUUUGGUAUCCACUGCAGACCAGACGAGGAGCUGUUGCCUGGUAACUGUGCGUCGACGGGAUAUGAUCUCUAUUCUAAUAGUAUUAGGCCGUUCCCUAGAUCUAUUAGGAAUGUGACACCAUAUCCCACUGUAGGUUUUCGCGUGUUACGCAUGGGCUUCAUUAACAGACCUCUCAGUUAUGCCUGUGUCUGUGUUGACCGAAGUGGAUACGAAACAUCAAGGCUUGUUUUGGCGUCCAACCGCAAAAUUGUUAAUGAUUAUGUAGUACGUCGUGCAGGGGAGUCUCACACGCCACUCCCCUACAUGCUUCUACCCUGGAGUGAGGGCGUGCCAUCAAGCGACAAAAUCGAUUCGCCCAUGUAUCUUGUUAUAUAUCAUGCACCAGAGAAGACCAUUAAGAUGCAAAUGGGCACAACGUUGCACAUGACAUGUGCUUUUGAUUCUGAGUUGCAAAACGAUGUAAAUACUGAAAAUCUGGAGACUACUUGGCUUCCUAUGCCACCUGAGGAGUUCUAUUAUAAAAUUAACGAGGUUACGGAUGGUCUCGAACUUAAUCGUGAGAAAUAUGCAGAUUCUAUAUGUUCUACCCACUCCGCGUUGGAAGUUGUAUACCAAACAGAUCCGAAAAGUAAUGAGCACAAACAAUUGACAAUCAGAACGAGUAGAAGCGCCAUCUUGAUUUCCAAAGAUCCGAUAAGCAGUGAGCACGUGCGGAUGAACUUCGUAUGCGGCAAGAAGGCCGAACCAUUGGAUUUGUCAAGCAUCUCCGGUGAUGCGUUGUCUGCUGACGAAUCCGAACCUAUUGUCUCCAGUAUCAUAGACGCGUCAGAAAAAUACACUUGGAAUGUCGUCAAGGUUCAACUAGAGACCACGGACCCCUACAUGCAAGGCUGCGGUUUUACCUACGAAUCAGAUGAGUUGUUCAAGCCUGAGACACCCGAAAUCUACGACGCUAACGGACAACAAAUAGGUUGCAAGAUAGACAUCCAGGCUGCCGGUGAGGCGGCAUUCUACUGCCCAGCACCGUACGUCUUGGAUCCACCCGGUUGCUUCGACCAAGUUUACGUGGACGGUGAAGAGAAAAACGUAAGGGACAUCAGUCAGUCGUUGGGAGCAUCCCGGAGUAAUCACUUUGUCACACUGAAGUUCUACGGCAAAGUCGUAGGACCCGGGGAGACCCUUCGCAAAACACCGCCACUUGAAUGCCGCUGCGUAACCAUCAAGGGUAUUGUUCUUUCCACCAUACAGAUCGAGAACUAUUACGCCAAGGAAUGA
Babesia bigemina is the source of this 2910-nucleotide messenger RNA. RefSeq lists its product as hypothetical. The transcript has a single exon. Bases 1 to 2910 code for a protein of 969 amino acids. The record is from RefSeq and is a predicted model, not a curated record. Lineage: Eukaryota; Apicomplexa; Aconoidasida; Piroplasmida; Babesiidae.